AACACUGUUUUGCAAACAUUUCCUUUGCCAGCUAUUUUGGCAACACUAAAAGGAGCAUAUUUUUUAUUUAUGCAAAAAAUCUUAUUUGGCGGAAAUAGUUUGAAUUUCUGCGGAAUUUAUGUGAAAUCCAAUGCAAAAAUAAAUGCUUAAGGUAUUAAAAUGUUAUAAAUUCUUUUCGUCUAAAAGAUGCUACGCUAAAAAGGACCUAAACAUAGAAAUGAAGUACCUAAAUGUGGCAGAGAAAAAUGAUGCGGCGAAGACAAUUGCUGGUCAAUUGUCCAAUGGAACUGCCAGAAGACGUGAAGGCCUUUCGGUUUAUAAUAAAAUUUAUGAAUUUGAAGCAACAGUUCUGGGUAGAAAGAGUAAAAUGGUAAUGACUUCGGUGUCGGGACAUUUGCUGACAUUCGAAUUUCUAAGUUCUUAUCGAAAUUGGAAUAACGUUGAUCCACAAAGUCUAUUCGAUGCCCCCGUACGUAAAGCUUGCAGUGAAAAUUUCGCAGCUAUUAAACGUACACUGGAACGGGAGGUACGCAGUUGUAAUGGUUUAAUCGUCUGGACAGAUUGUGAUCGUGAGGGCGAGAAUAUUGGUUUUGAGAUUAUAGAUGUAUGUCGAGCUGUUAAGCCGAAUAUUACGGUUUAUAGAGCAAUUUUCUCCGAAAUUACUAAAGCUUCGGUUAAUAGAGCCCUACAAAACUUAACACAGCCGGACAAACGUCAAAGUGAUGCAGUGGAUGUGCGAUCCGAAUUGGAUUUAAGGACAGGAGCGGCUAUAACACGUUUCCAAACGAUGCGUUUACAAAGAUUAUUUCCCGAGAAAAUAUCUGAUAAGUUGAUUUCUUAUGGCAGUUGUCAAAUACCCACAUUGGGUUUUGUGGCCGAACGUUAUAAAGAAAUUGAGGCAUUUGUGUCGGAACCUUUUUGGAAGAUUAAAGUAACUCAUACCAUAGAAGAUUUAACGGUAGAAUUCCUUUGGGCCCGCAAUCGUCUCUUCGACAAACAGGCAUGUGAAGACUAUUAUCUUCUGGUUAUAGCGAAUCCCACAGCUACUGUAGAAAGUGUAACGGUGAAACCUAAAAGUAAAUGGCGACCCACACCUUUGGAUACGGUGGAAUUGGAAAAAUUAGGUUCACGAAAAUUGAAAUUAUCCGCCAAGGAGGUUAUGACUAUAGCAGAAAAGUUAUAUACCAAGGGUAUUAUCAGUUAUCCACGUACGGAAACAAAUAUGUUUUCCAAGGAAAUUGAUUUAAAAUCUUUAGUAGAGCAGCAAACAGGUCAUGGAGUUUGGGGUUCAUUUGCUCAACGUGUAGCGGAAUGGGGACCAAAUCCAAGAAAUGGCAAUAAAUCUGAUCAGGCUCAUCCACCGAUACAUCCCACUAAAAUGGUGCCAAAUUUAGAUGGCAACGAGGGUCGUGUGUAUGAGUUAAUUUGCCGGCAUUUUUUGGCAUGUGUCAGUAAGGAUGCCACUGGUUCCGAAACGAUAGUAACAAUUUCCAUUGAAGGUGAAAAGUUCACAGCUACAGGUUUAGUUAUUUAUGAACGCAACUACCUAGACGUUUAUAUAUACGAUAAAUGGAAUGCCAAACAAAUACAUAAAUACGAACAGGGACAAAAGUUUGAACCAACAGAAAUAACAAUGCCAGAAGGUGCGACCACAGCACCACCGCUCCUAACAGAAGCUGAUUUAAUAGCACUGAUGGAAAAACAUGGCAUUGGAACAGAUGCCACGCAUGCGGAACAUAUUAAUACCAUUAAAGAAAGAGGUUAUAUUGGAGUGGUGGAUAAAGGAUGUCUAGUGCCAGGAGUUAUAGGCAUGGGUCUCUAUGAGGGAUAUGAUGCUAUGGAAUUGGCUUUAGCUAAACCUAUGUUAAGAGCUGAAUUCGAACAAGAUUUAAAAAAGAUUUGUUUAGGUGAAAAGGACCCCAAAACAGUAUUGCGUGAGCAAAUUGUUAAAUAUAAAGAAGCCUAUAAACAAAUUAUGGACAAAAUUAGUGCAAUGGAUGAAAAAAUGGCCCAACGUAUUUUAGAAACCCCAAACCAGCAUAAUACUAACAACACUAACUCUAAUAGCAACACCGAAAGUCGUUCAGGAGCCUCAGAAAAUCAAAAUCGUUUGCAAGAAAUAUUCAAAUGUCCCAAAUGUUCCAUUGCUCCCAUGGCUUUAAAACCUAAAAAGAAUCAAACCGGUUUUCUUAUCGGUUGUCUAAAUUUUCCCGAUUGUAAAAAUUGCAUUUGGUGGCCAGAUGAAUGUAAAGAACCCCAUGCUCUAGAUGAAACCUGCAAUAAAUGUGGUUCUGAAAUGAAAUUAAUAAAAUUUAAAUUUUCAAAUCCCUAUCAUAAAGCCAUGUUUAAUUGUCCUUCUGGUUGGUAUAAAAUCUGUCUACGAUGUGAUGAACAAUUUCGUAAUAUAUUCAAUAUAAAUUUGGAUAGUGUUAAAAGAGUUGGUCCGAUAGUAGCAGACAUUUCAUCUAUACCUAUUAAUUAUGGUGUAACAACUCAACCAGCGCCCGCGGCAGGAUCAAACAAUAACACAGGCGGUAAAAAAUCUAAAAGUACAACCACUAAAACAAAGACAACUAAUGAUGCUGCUGGAGAAACUGAAACUAAAGCUAAGAAAACGCGUAAACCUUCCACAAAAACAACAACUACAAGUGCUAAUCAAAAGAAACAAACUGGUAAUACGAAUAUACGUUCCUAUUUUACGGCAGCUCCUCAACAAACAGCCGAUGAAAUUGCUGCCUCUGAGCUACAAGAUAUGCCAAUUGAUGCCUUUUUCGAUAGUAAUGAUGGAUUCGAUGAUUUAAUAUUAUCGGCCGAAGCAAAUAUACCAGUAACCACAUCCACGACGACGAGCAGAACAACACCACAAACCCGUACCGAAACCGUAUUAAGCGACGAUUUAGCAGCAGCAUUUAAUGAUGACGAUGAUGAUAUGUUUGCAGAUUUUCAAUGGGGUUCUGGUAAUCAAAAUGUCAAUAAACUAAAGGCACAAAGGCAAAGCAAUACUACAACAACAACGUCUGCAUCAGCGGCUUCAGCUAGAAAUAGAGCAGAAAUAGAUGAAAGUUUUAGCGAAUGGCUGCAGGAUGAUAAUGAUCUCAAUGACGACGAUUAUGUUUGGGGUAGUGCUGCUAAAAGUGCUAGACUGUCUGAAGUAGGUCCUUCCUUGAAAAAAUUCAAAUCACAAAAUACGGAAACAACAAAUGAUGAUAGUUAUGGCUGGGGUUCAACUAGUCGAGUAGUUACUGAGGAGACUGCGCUCAAUGUUAAAUGCACGGGAUGUCAUCAGCCGGCCAAAGAGUUAUCGGUUAAAAAAGAUGGUCCUAAUAAGGGUAGAAUGUUUUUUGUGUGUGCCAAAAGUGGUAACCCUUGUAAGUUUUUCCAGUGGGCCGACGAAAUUGAACAACAGAAUCAUUCAUCUAAUGCACAAACCUCUACAAGUAGCACUAGCAACUGGGGUUCUAGUGCUAACAGUAGGACAAGCAUUAGUACAGACAAUAACAGCAAUUGGGGUUCCAGUAGCAGUAGUAAUAGAAUCAAUACCACUAGCACUAAUUGGGGUUCUAGAGACGCGGACAUACCGGUUAGUAAAGAACAAGUAAAUUGUAAUUGCAAUAAACCGGCCAGUAGCUUAACGGUUCGCAAAGAAGGCCCUAAUAAGGGUAGAGAUUUUUAUGCUUGUGCUAAUCGUGACAAAUCUUGUGGUUUCUUUCAAUGGGCCGAUCAAACUGAAAAUACUGAACAAUCAAGUACAUAUUCUAGAGCAGAUACUACCUCUACAAAUUGGGGCUCAGGUAGCAGUAGUAAUAGAGCUAAUACUGCCAAUUCCAGUGGUUGGGGUUCAAGAGAAUUUGAGUCAACGGAUAAUGCAGAAAAAGUAAAUUGUAAUUGCAAUAAACCUGCCAAUAGCUUGACGGUAAGAAAAGAAGGCCCUAAUAAGGGGCGAAAUUUUUAUGCCUGCUCCAAUCGUGAUCAAUCGUGUGGUUUCUUUCAAUGGGCUGAACAAACUGAAGAUGACAGUCAACGUUCUUGGGGCAGUAGCUCAUCUGCCUCCACUAGCGCUAAUUUUAAACCAGUAGCAAAUAAAAAAGAUGAUUCUAAAACAGCUCCAAAGGGUCGUAAGUGUGGUUUGUGUCGCCAGGAAGGUCAUUCGCGACAAAAAUGUCCUCGUAAAGGAGAAUUUGAAUUUUAAGUUUUUUGUUUGUUUCAUUUUUGUAAAUUUUUUUAAACAUAUCCUUUGAAUUAUGUUCUGUUUAUAAAAAAAAUAUUAAUAAAAGUUGCAUAUAAGUUUUGUUAUAUGAAA
Messenger RNA from Lucilia cuprina (Australian sheep blowfly), 4300 nucleotides. RefSeq names its product DNA topoisomerase 3-alpha (gene Top3alpha). Gene Ontology annotation, biological process: DNA topological change. The coding region runs from base 143 to 4189 and encodes 1348 amino acids. The transcript has 9 exons. Gene Ontology annotation, molecular function: DNA binding; DNA topoisomerase type I (single strand cut, ATP-independent) activity; zinc ion binding. Lineage: Eukaryota; Metazoa; Arthropoda; Insecta; Diptera; Calliphoridae. Gene Ontology annotation, cellular component: nucleus. The record is from RefSeq and is a predicted model, not a curated record.